This is a messenger RNA of Eriocheir sinensis (Chinese mitten crab), 3071 nucleotides long. RefSeq names its product long-chain fatty acid transport protein 4-like. Gene Ontology annotation, cellular component: endoplasmic reticulum. The record is from RefSeq and is a predicted model, not a curated record. Gene Ontology annotation, molecular function: long-chain fatty acid-CoA ligase activity; long-chain fatty acid transmembrane transporter activity. Lineage: Eukaryota; Metazoa; Arthropoda; Malacostraca; Decapoda; Varunidae. Bases 218 to 2104 code for a protein of 628 amino acids. Gene Ontology annotation, biological process: triglyceride homeostasis. The transcript is spliced from 14 exons.
CGUUUAUAUUUCCCGACUUCCUACCGCAAAACCGUCUUCUGGGUCCCAAUAACGAAACUCAUUUAUAGUUAUCGUUAAAAGAGUUAGAUCCUGAUGUUUCUUGGCAAUAGUUAGGCGUCAGAAACCGGUUAAUACGAUGCUCUGAGUACGAUAACCUGGCAGACGUGGCCACCGCUCAGAUUCUACACUUGAGGACUCCAGUGCCCUUCCUGCAUCCAUGGGUCCAGUUGAAGAAGUAUUCCUAAUCUUUUCAACACUAAUCAUUUGUUUGCUCGGCUUCAUGCUGUGUCGAGGAUUCUGGGCCAUCACCACCAUCCCCAGGGACGUGAGUGCUCUUCUGCGAUUCUUAUGGGCCCAACACAGGGUACGUCAUGCCAAGAACACAAACUCCACAGUGUCUGCCCUGUUCCAAGAUGUGGCACACCAGAACAGUAAUAAGACAGCCUUCCUGGAAGAUGGCAGGCAUUGGUCCUUCCAGCAGGUUGAAGAGCUGAGCAAUCAGAUCGGCCACUGCUUCUCUGCUGACGGCUUCAGGCCUGGGAACGUAAUUUGUGUGUUCAUGGGCAACAGUGUAGAAUACGUGUGUUCUUGGUUAGGACUCAGCAAAAUUGGCGUGAUUCCUGCUCUGGUGAACCCACAGGUGAGGGAUCUUUCUCUCCUUCACUGCAUCCAAGUGGCAUCAUGCAAGGCUAUUCUGUGUGGGCCAGACCAGCAUAAAGUUCUGAACAGCCUGACCGAGAGGACCUUCAUUGCCCAUCUCCCAGUCUAUGUUUGGGACACCCAUAGAAGGCACAUGGAAGUCAAGGGUGCCAUAGAUCUGCAAGAGAGGCUCACUGCUGCUCCCUCACAUGCACCCCCAAAGCCAGACAAUGUUGGAUACCGAAGUGACCUGCUCUACAUUUACACUUCGGGCACUACUGGUAUGCCCAAAGCUGCCCCAGUAACCAACUCAAGGGCCAUCUUCAUGAUAACAGGAACACACUACAUGACAGGCAUGUCAAAAAAGGAUGUCCUCUACAUCCCGCUGCCCCUGUCCCACACCACCGGCGGCCUCCUUGGUGUGGGCCAAACCUUACUCUUUGGCUGCACAUCUGUCAUAAGAAAUAAAUUUUCUGCUCAGAACUAUUGGAGUGACGUGUGCCAGUACAAUGCUACAGUUGGAAUGUACAUCGGAGAGUUGUGUAGUUACCUCCUGGCUGCCAAAGAGAGGCCAGAGGAGAGAAAGCACAAGAUCCACAUGAUGACUGGCAACGGGAUGCGGCAGGACAUUUGGAGGGAGUUUGAGAAGCGGUUCAGAGUGGGCGCUAUCCGGGAGUUUUAUGGCUCAACGGAAGGCAACGCAUCACUCGUGAACACGACAGGCAAAAGAGGUUCAUUAGGUUUUGUCUCCCUCAUCCUGCCCAAAUACUACUCGGUGGCGCUGCUGUCCUGCGACCUUACAACAGGCAAAUUGACUCGCUCAGAGAAUGGCCUGUGUAUCCAGUGUAAGCCAGGUGAGACAGGUCAACUGGUUGGUCUGAUCGCCAAGGAUGACCCGGCCAGAGAGUUCCGGGGCUAUGUGAGCCAAGGUGCCACCAGGGAAACACUUGUGAGGGAUGUGCUGAGGAAAGGAGAUUCUGCUUUUCUGACUGGAGACUUGCUGAUGAUGGACCGCCAGGGCUACUUAUAUUUCCGAGACCGUCUGGGUGACACAUUCCGCUGGAAGGGAGAAAAUGUGUCCACUAUGGAGGUGGAAGCGGCUAUCAAAAUGGCUCUUGGGAACACUGUUGAUGUGGUGGUGUAUGGAGUGGAGGUGAAGGGACAUGAUGGGAAGGCAGGAAUGGCAACUCUUUUGGCCCAAAACAAUACCCUGGACCUUGAUGCCCUCGCCCAGCACUUGGUGGCUGCCCUGCCUCCCUAUGCUGUACCUCGCUUCAUCCGCAUCACCACUGAACUUGAGCUCACAGACACCCUAAAACUGAAAAAGUACCAGUUACAGCAGGAAGGAUUCAACCCCAAGAGUAUAGACGAUGACAUGUAUUUCCUCAACCAAGCAGACGGUCAGUACGUUCCUCUCACCAAAUUUCUCUAUCAACGCAUCUUGGCUGGCGAGGAGAAGCUCUAAACUAUUGGCAUGAAGGAGAGGUGAGUCACUAGUCUAAUAGUUUAAAUGACUAUAUAGCCAUUAUUAUGAUGGAAUUUUCCUAAAUUAAAUAUUUGUGCAUUAGUUUUCAGGAACCAAUUCCUUGAUUUUUUAACCCAAAGAAUAGCUCAGGCAUGAAAGAAAUUUUCCUUUGUGCAAUCUAGGAAACCGGAUCCAAAUAGAAACUUCAUUGGUUAUGUUCACCUUCUAGUAUGUGUCAUUCCUGUUAAUUGUCAUACAAGGGAAAAAGUUGAUUUUGAAAUGAUGCAGCCUGGACUGACACCAAAUUCCUGGCUAUAAACAAAAUUUUCAUUCAAUUUGCAAUGUCCAACUAGAUUUCAAGACCUGCCGUAUGUCCUAGAUUUUGGUCUUGGCCCUAAAGGUCAGCUUUACUUGACAUCCGAGACAGAGGUCCAGUUUAUAUAGGGUUUACUGUUGCCAAAAUAAUGUUUUCAUCAAACUUUGUACAAACAAUAGUUCAUGCAGAUAUGUAGCUUACUUCUCUUUUCUUUUUUUUUCAAUAUGAAUACUUUUUAGAAUAUGAAUUGGUGAGCACUAUAAUCAUUACAUGUUUCACAAUCAGGAUAUCAGCUGCACGUAUACCAGUCCAGGCAUCCAAGGCCCUCAAGUGUAAUGGGAUCAAGCUCAAAUUUUUGGACUUGAAUGAGGGAAAAAUUACUUUUGGUUCCCAGCCCCAAAAUCCAUUUUUAUUUUGAAAAGCUGCCUGCACCUCCCCACACAAGUAAUUAGUUUUAUUAUUCAGUUGAGUAAUUUUUUUAUCAGGAGUGUUGCUGAUGGAUCAUGGAAAAUGAGCAUCUUGAUUGAUGGCUGCUUAUGUUUCCUUAUUAUUUGAAUAUAUUUUAAAAUGCACUCCUUUUUGUAAUUUUUAGUGAUGUGGCUUACUAUGUUAUUAUUUAGACAAUAGUAAUGACUAAACUUUUAAAUAAGA